Molecule: messenger RNA, 1503 nt
Organism: Culex quinquefasciatus (southern house mosquito)
Lineage: Eukaryota; Metazoa; Arthropoda; Insecta; Diptera; Culicidae
Exons: 7
Coding region: 307-1410 (367 amino acids)
Molecular function (GO): acyltransferase activity, transferring groups other than amino-acyl groups
Source: RefSeq, a predicted model, not a curated record
GAAGGGCGCAUGUGCAUCAAAAACCUAUCACCCCCUUAAAUGAACAUACUACACCCUUGCGCAUUAAAACCUCCAAAUUAGUUAGUUUCACGUCACCAACUUUAGGAUUCUAAAUAAUGUUUAGUAUCAAAGGUCAUGGCAUUUCAGCACUAUUUUGAAAUCCAAGAUUUGAAUCAAUUUAAUCAAGAUACACAUAACAAGUUCAUGAAGUUUCAAAAUCAGAAGUACCCAGGACAUAGUGAAAAAGACGGACGAGACGGUUGGCGCAUGGCAUCUAGGUGGAACAUCUCAGAACAUUAAAUCAACAUGCAGUUUAGAAUCUCGAAUGAAGCACAACACAGCAAAAAAACACAAACAAGCUUUCAAAAACCGUCAUCCCAGCGUGAAAAGCACUCCCAAGAGAGAAAGAGAGAGCUGCGCGCAAAGCUUUUUUUUCUAUUUCAAGUACUGUCGGAAUCAAUAAUGGAAAUUAUCUCAGAAGGAAGAAAUUUUCAGCUAGUCAAAGACGAGUCAUUGCAUGAAGUACUAGAAGUUCUUCAAAAGUUUUUUCCAUACUCAAUAAAGUUUCAUCAAACAAUACGAACGUACUUAAAAGAUAAAGUAUGGCAAUUUUAUUUUUACAUCUCUAAGGCGUGGCCAGAGGACCCAAUUUGUUUACAUUUUCCUGGAUGCACAUUCACACCUUUCAGCAAAACUUAUGAGAGUGUUGGUAUUUUUUGUCCUCCUGACCAGCUCGACAAAAUGUCUUUAAUAGAAAAUGAAGAUAUUCUGUUUUCAUGGACGGAACCUAUUUAUAUGAACUUUACGCAUGUCGGUAUAAUGAACAAAAUGGAUCAAAUAUUCCACUCAAAAGUAAAUGGAGGACUUAUUGGAAACAUUUAUGGCGAUAUCUAUGUUCAUGAAUUUCCAGGAGAAUUAGAAUUAGAAUUAGAGACUUUACCACCAAGUGAAGCUUCAAUGAAACCUUUGCAGAUUGAUAAUGUCAAAGACAUUUAUGAUUUAUACCCUGCAAACGAUAUCGAAAGUAUCGAGCUGUUUGAAAAACUAUUCAAUCAGCUUCCCGGAUUUGGGAUAUUCAGUAGGAACAAUAGUGAGUUAGCUGCCUGGAGCUUACAAUCAUAUUAUGGUGGAAUGUUUUCAAUGCAAACUAAACCAGAAUUUCGAAGAAAAGGGUAUGGCAUUCAGUUGGCUCAAUCCUUGACAAAACUAGUCAUUCAUAGAGGAUAUCUCCCAUUUGUUGUGAUUAGACCAGAAAAUAAUGCUUCACGAAGCCUUUACACUAAAUUAGGGUUUCGAAAAGCAUUCGAGACUGUAAGGGGAGUUUUUAAACCAAAUACUAGCAGCGUUGAAGAUGAUAAGGAGAAUGAAGAGAAAUUCAAUCAAUGUGACCGAGACAGAAACAAAAACUGAAUUUGUUUUAUACAAAAAGUCGUCUACAGCACACGUAAUUUCAAUAGCUAGUGUUUUUAAAUGCAAUCAAUAAACAAUUCGCUUUGUAAAUGA